AUGCUUGGAUUUAGUCAAACACACGAUUUAUCCUCAAUGUAUACUCCAAAUCGUACAAUGAUCGAUUGGUCUGACCAAACAUUAUCAACAAAUAAUUUUUGUGAUGAAAUCGAUGAAAUUGAUGAAAUCAUGAAACAUGAACAUGAAGAUGUUAUAUUACUUGAUGAUUCUUUAUCCGUCCCACCACUCGACCUUGAUUUAGAUUCAAUAUCUGAUCUACUUGAAAAUCCUUCAUCAUCAUCAAUAGCAACAUCAAAUUUUACUGAACCAUUGAAUAUAAAUGAACUCACAUCAACAUCGACAGCAUUUUCAAUGAAUAAUAAUAAUAAUUCACGUUCAACAACAACAUCUGCAUAUUCAUCAUUAGGUAUAAGUCCUAAAUUUACAACAUUAAGUUUAAAUAAUCAUUAUAUUCAAUCAAAUAAUUUACAUCUACCACUAUUUGUUCAACAACAAGAUAAUUCUAUUUUUGGUACAUCGUAUCCUAAUGAAUUACAAAGUAAUACAAAUGGUCAAUCGGAUGUAAAACGUUUUCGAUCGGCUAGUAUGAAUGAUGGACCAUCAUCAUUACAUCAACAUAAUAAAUUAGAUCUUACUAUAUUCGACCCAAAUCGUUUUAAAAGUCCAAAUUAUGUUAAUCUUCCAUCGUAUCAAAAUAAACCAGCAUCAUUAACAGUUUCAACAGAUGUCUCAUCGAAUUCGGCUUGGUGUCCUCGACCAUCAUCAAAUUCAUUUUCUGAAGUUGAAAAUCAACAACAACGACUUCGAUUAAAAUCGAAUCUAUCAUCAUCAUUUAAUGGUUCAUCGAAUUUUCAUUAUCGUCGACAAACUAGAUUUCCAAAUGAAACUAAAUUUCAACCACAAACAUUAUAUUCAAUUAAUCAAUCGACAAAUGAAGAUUCAACACCUCCAACUCGCAAACGUCCAUCAUUAGUUGAUUUUCCUGUUGAAGAAAUCAAAGAUGAUCCAAGUAGUCCAAGUUGUACUAUCGAACAACACAGUGAGACUGAACUUUGGUCAGAUUAUGAACAAAAUUCUUCUGAUCAUAUACAAGAUGAUGAUAAUAAUCUAACUUCAGAUGAUGAUGAUGAUGAUGAAACAACUGUAUCAACAAGUACAAAACCAUCUGGAGCACAUCCAUCAUCAUCACUUUUUUGGCAAUAUAAUGUCCAAUCAAAAGGACCAAAAACUAAACGAAUACUUUAUUUAAAAGAACGUGAUCCACAUUUACAUCGUGAAUUUAGUGAUCCUGUUUAUCAAAUAAAAUUAACUCAAACAAAAGGACAAACAUUUAAUAAACUUCGUAAAGGUGAUGGAAAUGAUGUUACACCAAAUCCAAUGAAACUUUACGAACUUGGAAAACAAAUUCGUGAUCUUUCAAAUAAUUCAUCAUCUGUUUAUCAUGGAAUUUAUCAUGCUGAUCCACAUACAAAUAAUAAUGAUACAGCAGAAGUUAAAAAAGAAAAGAAUAAAAUUGCUAGCAGAGCAUGUCGACUUCGUAAAAAAGCUCAACAUGAAGCAAAUAAAGUUAAACUACAUGGUCUCAAUGAAGAACACAAAUCAUUAAUCGAUAUAAUUGCAUCGACAAAAUUAAUUAUUCUCAAACGAUAUCAACAGGGUCAACUUACUUCACCAUCUUCAUCACCAAAUAGUUCACUCGAAGCUGCAUUCGAUCAACUUAUUGCUAAUAAAUACAAUCAACCAGUAGCUGGAAAUUCUGAUGGUUUUGUUCAAACAAUUAUAAACGAUAUGGAACUUUUAUAUACUCCCAAACAACAACGCAGUUACAGUCUUAAUACAUAA
Adineta steineri is the source of this 1803-nucleotide messenger RNA. Lineage: Eukaryota; Metazoa; Rotifera; Eurotatoria; Adinetida; Adinetidae. The record is from the annotation of a GenBank genome assembly.